Colius striatus (speckled mousebird) is the source of this 1693-nucleotide messenger RNA. RefSeq names its product dual specificity phosphatase 3 (gene DUSP3). The record is from RefSeq and is a predicted model, not a curated record. Bases 75 to 629 code for a protein of 184 amino acids. Gene Ontology annotation, cellular component: cytoplasm. Gene Ontology annotation, biological process: negative regulation of MAPK cascade; protein dephosphorylation. NCBI's taxonomy places the organism in Eukaryota, Metazoa, Chordata, Aves, Coliiformes, Coliidae. The transcript is spliced from 3 exons. Gene Ontology annotation, molecular function: MAP kinase phosphatase activity; protein tyrosine/serine/threonine phosphatase activity.
GAGCGGGCCCGGGCCGAGCUGCUGCGCCGAAGGGGCCCUGCGGCUGACCGCCUGGGAAGGGCCCGGGCCCGGCCAUGUCCGAUUACCGGAUCUCGGUGGAGGAGCUCAACGACCUUCUGGCUAACGGGAGCGGCUGCUACAGCCUCCCCAGCGCGCACAGCAACGAGGUGGUGCCGCGCAUCCACGUGGGGAACGCGUUCAUAGCCAAGGACAUUGCGAAGCUGCAGCAUCUGGGGAUAACCCAUGUUCUGAAUGCAGCAGAGGGGAAAUCAUUCAUGCAUGUGAACACUAAUGCAGAGUUCUAUGAAGGCACAGGCAUCAGAUACCAUGGCAUUAAAGCUAAUGACACACAAGACUUUAACCUCAGCCGCUAUUUUGAGGAGGCAGCUGAUUUUAUUGAGAAAGCACUUUCCCAGAAGGAUGGACAAGUGUUUGUGCAUUGCCGGGAGGGUUACAGCCGUUCUCCUACUCUGGUCAUCGCCUACCUCAUGCUCCGCCAGAACAUGGAUGUCAAGACUGCGUUGUGCACUGUGAGGCAGAAACGAGAGAUUGGCCCCAAUGAUGGCUUUUUAAGGCAGCUUUGCCAGCUUAAUGAGCAGUUAGUGAAGGAAGGCAAACUGAAGCCCUAAAACAGAACACCGUGGUAUUGAAGUUUCUCAAACCACCAGAGAAUGUCUUAGGUGCUUUAGAUUCCCAAACCCUAACCACUGAGCUAAAUCACAUCACAUGAGGGAGACAGGAUUCCUGCUCUUGUCUAGUGAAAGUAUCCUGGUUGAGCUCUUUCUAGAUAGCACAAAUUUGUGUCACUGUUUGGAGCUGUUGGAAUCAAGAGGUGUUUUCAGAGGGGUACCUCAGUGAUAACAGCUGUCCUCACACCUAUUUCAGAGCUUCCUGCAGACUCUGGAACCUGUGUGGUUUGCCUUGCCAUUGCAUGUGAUUCAUAUAAGCCAGAGCACCACAUUUUCUGAGAGCCCUAACACCUUCCCUCACCCUGAAUUGAAGUACUGUAUUUUCUAAGGCUUCUUUUUCAUGCACACAGGUGCCUGAAGUUUGAGUGUAGGAGCUUCAAGGAGUGGAGAGGCGAAUAUACAGAAUGCACAGAUGCACUGGCUUGUUAAAUGAAGUGUUUGCAGUGUUGUGCUUCGUGUGGAUUUAUGCAAUACACAGUGUGUGGUAGUAAAGCCAUUCGGAUCCCAAUCUUGUUGCACACUGUUAUUUCCAAGGAUGUUUAUACCUCUUUGCUGUUGUGAUUGACAUAAAAUGACAUUAAAUGCUCUUUUAUUUUUGUUUUGAAGUCAUACUGGAAAAAAAUGUCAAGAGAAGACGCUGAGAGGGGCAAAAAAAGACUUGAGCAAGAAAUAAUGUCUGUAUUUGGGAGUGUUUGUACGGGAUAUCUGAUAAAGUCUGAAGUGUCACAAUACAAUGGCUCCCAAGGCUUGUAUUGAAUUGCAGUGCCACUCUCCUUUCUUUACUAUCACUGGUAAUUAACACAGAAUGGAAUGAGCACAUCUGCAGAUUACUUCCAGUAGCACAGCACCAGGUGUGCUCACAAAGCAGUUUGUAGAAGUACAACCCCUGACUUCUUGGAUUGCUUGCAUGGUAUCAUUAAACAGCAACAAGCAUUGUUCCAUGGAAUAGGAAACAUUGCCAGUUCUGUUCUAAUAAAUGAUGUCUUGAUUCUGUUGGACAUACA